CACCCCAUAGAACCAACCCACGCUGGAGGAUGUGAUGGGAUCCCCACGAGGGGACAAACCCCACUGGGGACCCCCAGGAUCAGAGCCAUGAACCCUUCUGUGCUGCGUUCCCCCACCACUCCCCAGCUGUGGGUCUGAGGGUGACCCCCUCUACCCCAUAGCAUCACCCCACACUUGGGAGCACAACGAGACCCACACCUGGAGGGGACGAACCCCAUUGGAGACCCUCGGGAUUGAUGCCCGCCACCCCACUUUUGGGGCAAUGAUGGGACCCCCACGAGGGGACAAACCCCAUUGGAGCCCCCUAGGACUGAUGUCACUCGCCCCUCUUCCCCCAGCAGGAGGGUGGGGGUACCUCCAUCCAUCCACCCCACAGCACCGCCCGGAGCCGUAGUGGGACCCCAGGAGAGGACCGACCCCACUGCAGACCCCCAGGAUCAGUAUCCUCUGCCCCACAGCACCAUCCCACACACGGAGCCGUGAUGGAACACCAUGAGAGGACAAAACCCCAUAGGGGACCUCCAUGAUGAGUGGCCCUGCCCCAUAGCGCCUGCAUUCCCCUACCUCUCCCUUCCCAAGGUGUGGGGCUGGGGGUGCUCCUGCCCACCCCAUAGCACCACCCCCUUCCUGGAACCAUGAUGGGAAGGAACAAACCCCAUUGAGCACCUUCAGGAUCAACGUCCCCCCACCCCCGCAGCACCACCCCACAUCUGGGGCUGUGAUCACCCCCCACAAAGGGGGAAACCCCAUUGAGGACCCUCACGAUCGACAUCCGCCAUCCCACAGACCCCCAGGCUGAGGAACCCACAAGCAAACAAACCCCAUUGGGAAAACCCCACAACCGACGUCCCCCACCCCACACCUCCACCCCAUAGCCGGAGCCAUGAUGGGGCACCAAGAGGGUCCGAACCACGCCGAGGACCCCACAGUCAGUUCCCCCCUCCCCGCAGACCCCGAGGCUGUUGGGUUGGGCCCUUCCUGCCGCAGGAACCCGCCGCAUCCCGUCCGCCGCCAUCGCCCCAUCCCUCCCUCCUGGGGAGGAGGAAAUAGGUUGGGCCACGGGGCCCCAACGCGGGGCGAGCCGGGACGGGCCCCGUUGUGCCCUAUAGGGCCGCCAUGGAGGCGGAGGAGGUCUACGUGUUGGUGGAAUAUGGCUUUGAGUACCGCACCAAGGACGGCACCGUGGUCUCCAUCCACCCCAACGAGCGCUACGUGCUUUUGGGGCGCACCAACGAGCACUGGUGGCACGUCCGGAGGAGCGGGGAUGCGCGGCCCUUCUACGUCCCCGCUCAGUACGUCAAGGAGCUGCCCCCCAUGGCCGCCCCGCAGCCGCUCUACCCCGACGAGAUGGGAUCCUACAGGUACCCCACGUUACGGGUGGACCCCGACCCCGCCGAGACCUCCAGGAGACAGCGGGAGGUGCAGGUAUGUGACGUCCCGCAAGUGUCCCCAAACUGGGCUUGAUGUGGGGGAUCAGCAACCGGCGCUCCGUGGGGCAGAGCGUGCCUCAGUGCCCCGUCCUGGGGGUGGCAAUGGGACAGGGACAGAGCUCCCCAGGCUUUGGUGUCCCCAUCCCUGUGGGUUUUGGUGUCCCCAUCCCAUGGGGUGGCACUGGGACAGGGACAGGGAGUCCUCAAGGUUCAGUGUCCCCAUCCCUUUGGGUUUUGGUGUCCCCAUCCCAUGGAGUGGGACAGGGACAGGGCUCCCCAGGGCCUGCAGUCCCCAUCCUUUUGGGGUUUCUGUGUCCCCAUCCCUUUGGGGUUUCUGUGUCCCCAUCCCUUUGGGUUUCUGUGUCCCCAUCCCUUUGGGUUUCUGUGUCCCCAUCCCUUUGGGUUUCUGUGUCCCCCUUCCUUUCAGGUUUUGGUCUCUCCAUCCCAAGGGGGAACAGGGGGACGUGGGGACAGGGACUCCCCACAUCUGGGGACGUGGGGACAGGCAAUGCCACUCACUGUGUGCAGGAUGUGGGGCUGUAGGGUCAGUGCUGUCCCUCACUGCCAUCAUCCCAACGUCUCCCAGAUGGCACUGGGGGGCUCCCAGGACCACCCCGCAGUGGUUGUGCAGUGGGGCAGCAGUGGGGUCAGCCGCUGUCCCAGCAGGACGUGUUGUCCCCACACGGCACUGCAGAAUGGGGCCAUCGGGGUCCCUCCAUCCCGGCGCAGUUAUGGGGCAAAAAGAGGCAGAAAAGGGUUAACAGGGAAACGCAGCAGCUCCUCCCUUGUAGGGCGGGUGUCACCUGGGGAGGGAGGGGAGCGGGUGGGUGCCACCCCACACCGAGCUCACCCACGCCUGUAAGUAAGGAGGGGUCCUUCUGGGGGGUCCCUUAUGUGGGGCGGAUGUGGGGCUGCUCCCUGAUCCCGUUCUGUAUGGGGCAUCCAACAGUGGGGUCGACCCACCUGUGGGGCACAGCAGUGCAGUGGGGUCUCAUGUCCUCCCCAUGGCCCGGCGCCUCUUUGGGAUCACCCUUGGACUUAGGGGUGGGAGGGAGACGUGUCAGCACCGGGACCCCAAUCCCAACCCCAAACCCAGUGCCAACCCCAACCCCAAUCUCAACCCUACACCACACAUUCACGCACACAUGGGCUCAGCCCCACACUCCCAGCCCGUCCCCAUUGCCUCAGGAUUUGCCAUUGGGGUUUUUCCUGUUGUGCACCCCACGUACUGCUGUAGGGCCGUGCUGUGCUAUGGGGCAGAGCUGUAGGUUUUUGCUGUCCCCUUGCAUUCCUCACCUUUCCCAAGCACUGCUGGGGCGGUGACGUUGCCCAGGUGGGAUAAACCCUUAUGGGAUAUUUCCCAGCCACAGCCCCACACGCGCGGCCCCUCUGCCCGCCCCACAGCCCUCCCCAGGAGGUAAUUCCGCAUCUGGGGAGCGCUGCUCUUCCGCCCCAUAACACCAACAGGAAGCACAGAACGCACCCAGAGCCACAGCGGGGCCACCCAGCGCCCCGACCCCAUAGAGCUCCCCAUAGCGCAGCGUCCCCGCCGUUCCCACUGGGACAUCCCAACCCUACGGAUCCCACUGGGACAUCCCGACCUUACAGAUCCCAUUGGAGCAUUCCGACCCCAUAGCGCCGGGAUGCUGCAGCGAUCCCACAGCCGUGCGUGGCGGCCGCUGCACCAGGGCGAGGUAUGGGGUGGGCAGGGGGAUGGGGGCAGCUCGCUAUGGGGCGGCGUGGGGCAGCAUGGGGUGGUGGGGCCGCGGUGAGGAGACUUUGUCCCCAUUACCACCGUAGGUCGUAAAGGCGGAGAGCAAAGGUAACUGUGGGUUGGCUGCCUCUUCCUGCUUGGGGUCACGCACCCUAUAGGGAUGUGUCCCUGCUGGGAUGAGGGCAGGGGACCCCUCGGACCCCGGCGGGGUGUUGUCACCCAUGGGGACGCGGGGACAGGAAGCUGUGGGGCAGUUUUGAAGGCUGUAGGAUGCAAUAGGGCAAAAUGGGGAAGAGGCGAAAGUUGGGGUGCACGGAGCACGGGGACGGCUCCGGGGGUCCCAUCCUCGGUGUGGGGCUCAGGGUGGGCCGGCCCCAUAGGCAGCCCCAUAAGCAGCCCCAUAAGCAGCCCCACACGUCUGGGCGGAAACGGGCGGUUAUUUUGGGGUGCGGUGACGGCACCGUCAGCCUCGGAUGGAUGCAGAGUGGGGAGUGUGGGUGCGGGA
Molecule: messenger RNA, 3649 nt
Organism: Meleagris gallopavo (turkey)
Lineage: Eukaryota; Metazoa; Chordata; Aves; Galliformes; Phasianidae
Source: RefSeq, a predicted model, not a curated record